AUGCAGCAACCGCGCGAGCUGCGACCCAAGCGCGCGCUUCUCGCUCUACUGCAGCGACUCAACGAUUGCGUGAGCGUCUCCGCGCGUCGACUGCUUACGCAGCAGCUUCCAUCCUCCACCCUGCUGCAGCUCCCACGGUCUGAGCUCCAGCAGCUCCUCCCCGAGCUCUGUGCCUUUAUCCACUCGCUCCUGCCAUCAUCCAGCACUACUAACAAUAAUAGUGACAAUACAGCGACCAUUAUUCCACCGCUUCCGAUCGUAAGACGCGCUUUUUCGCACCCAGACGCCCAGUGGCUCAGUCGCAGUGCACGACAGAGCGGCAUCUCGGCGCUGCUGUGCCAGCAACUCGUGCGUCUCGCCAGACUGGACCAGAAGCGUAACCCGCAGAGCAAGACAGACCGAGACCGUGCCGUUGAUUGGUCAAUGGAAACGCUUGUGACGCACAUUUUCCUGGACGCACUGCUGCUACCUUGUGCUCAGCGACUUGGUCAAGCCCCGGACGCCUGUAAAUGGCGGCCGCUGCAGCCCAAGCCACGGUUCCAUGCAAUGACGUGCUUUCCAGUGUGGUCUUCUCUUCUGCCGUUUGCGGCUCAGAUGGGUAUUCGAUUCCCAAAUGAGUUCUUACAGGUACUAGAGGAACACUGGAAGAUGGACAAGACACGCACGCGUCGCGUGCAUUGUGAGUUUGCGCUCGUGACUGGCACGUGGAGACUCGUGGAUGAAUUGGAUCGAGGAGACAAGGAGAAGCAGCUUGCCGUGACAGCAGUGAUGGUGAAAGUGUUGAGGGUGGUCAGUGACAAGCUACUUGCUUGCACGAAAAAUGGAAAAGCAGGAAACGAACUGCUUGGCUUGCACCUUGACGACCAGCUCUUGGAAAAGUUUUUUGCUGGCAUGUCAGCGUUUUUGUGUAAAAGUGGACGAGCAGAUGCUGUGCUCAGACAGGUGCUUUUUGGUACAAUACAGGAGGUGCUGGUCUCAGGAGCAACAAGUGGUGUUGCGUCACAACACGUUGUCAUUUUCACGACUGCAGGAUGCAUGCUUGUAAAGGAUCUUGCAGCAGGUGUGAUCUCGAUGGUCGUGAAGCAUAGCAACGGUAUGAAAAGUCAUCAUGAUACAGCUUGGCCCUUGGCAUUUCUUGUGGGGUUCAGUGCUCACGUGGAUUUGGUGCCUCUACGAUCAGUGCUGGAGGUUCUGGAACUGCUAGUGAUGUCGUACAAAGCUGUGAAUCAAACUACCCACGACAUUGUAAAACAGCGGCAGCGACGUCUCGAGCUGGUAUUUUAUAUCACGUAUGUGACGUUGCACCGUUGCAAAAGUGUCGAUUUGUUACGCGAAGACGUCAGUUCCGAUGCAGCUGCAGUACUGGAACUCGUGACGGAGUUUCAAAUGCAGCUGUGCAGUGAAUUAUCGUACGAGGAUUUUUACAAUGCAGCUCCAGUGCACUGGACGGCUCAGGUUUGGAAGCAUUGGGUCUUUCUGUCCGACGAAGACGUUCAGACGUUUGUGUCCGAAGCUCACAAAAACGAUGUGGAUUCUGAAGUAGAUGUUAAGAAGCGAGUAGCGACGUGGUGUACGUGGGAGGCACAAGUUGCUGUUCGGCCGUCCUUGUUCUUCCAUUUUCCACUAAUGAAAGUGCUAGUGAACCCGCACUUGAUCUCGUCUGCGCCACUUAUUGAACCGGAUGACGAUGAUGCGUUCAUUGUGAAAGCACGAAAACGUCGGCGAAUUGAAAAUGUGCAUGAAUCUACUGUGGAUCUUGACCUGGUGGAGCGUAGUUUCGAUGUGCUGCUUCAGCCUGAUGCACUAGAACGCGUAUGUUCCUUUAUGAGUGCAAAACGGCUUUGCCGCAUGGCUCUCGUGUGCCGUACUUUUGCAGAGGUUAGCCACCGUGGAUCUCUAUGGCGCCCACUGUACUUGCAACUCGGUUGCUCCACUCACGACAGACCUCGUGUUCUACCUGCUCUGCCUGUCCAGUGCCGUCACGGUGACCGGUACGAGCACAAGUGGCGUCAAAUGUACCAGGACCGCUGGAAAGUACUGCGAAAACUACGUCGCGUGCAGCGUCGCGUAAUUACAGCAAACCACAUCAGCGAAGACCGAACAAACGGCAAUGAGGCGCGGCUCCAUAGCAGCAGCUCUACAUUCCUGCCGCUGAUCUGCUCGUGUUGUGGCUGCAACCAGGUGCUCAAGUCGGCGCGUGAUCACGACGUCCAUAUGACCCAACACAAGCGCUUUACGUGCUUGGAACCUUCGUGCCAAGCGUCGUUUACGAACCUGCACAAGCUCCAACAGCACGUGAAAACGGAUCAUGCAAGUCAAGGUGCAUCAGCUCGUCGCCUCGUCUGUAACUACAACGGUUGCACGAAAAACUACUUGUCCGUGAAGCGACUUGCGACGCACUGCAAGAAAACCGGCCACUUGACAUUGAGCAUAUCUACUAUGACGACAUGCUCAAGGAAGUCAUAA
Messenger RNA from Peronospora matthiolae, 2466 nucleotides. The record is from the annotation of a GenBank genome assembly. Lineage: Eukaryota; Oomycota; Peronosporomycetes; Peronosporales; Peronosporaceae.